Messenger RNA from Nymphalis io (European peacock), 1467 nucleotides. Its product is annotated as zinc finger protein 184-like. Gene Ontology annotation, molecular function: zinc ion binding; RNA polymerase II cis-regulatory region sequence-specific DNA binding; DNA-binding transcription factor activity, RNA polymerase II-specific. Gene Ontology annotation, cellular component: nucleus. The record is from RefSeq and is a predicted model, not a curated record. The transcript has 8 exons. Gene Ontology annotation, biological process: regulation of transcription by RNA polymerase II. The annotation marks the transcript as partial. Lineage: Eukaryota; Metazoa; Arthropoda; Insecta; Lepidoptera; Nymphalidae.
ACAAUAUUUUGAAUCUGUUUCCUGUGUUUUUUAAUCUAAAAUAUUUCAUUUUAUAAGAACACAAUCUUGAAUCACCUACACACUUAAAUUAUUAAAUGAAUAAAUGUCCUGUACAAUGAAUUGACUAACAGAUGAGUUUCAACUGAAAUAUUGUUUAUAUUAUUAUAAGUAUUAUUUUAUUUAAAAAAAAAACCUUUAUAUAAAAUGCGAACAUACGCUAGAAAGCGUACAGAAUAUCAACUUAUCGAGGGUGUUCACGAAAUGUGUAGAUUGUGCCUGGAAAAAGUGAAAGAAACUGUUCCUAUCUUCACAGACACCGAUAAUGUUUGUGCUUCACUUACUAUGAGGAUUAUGAUGUGUGUUGGAUUAGAGAUAACCCGUGAAGACUGCCUGCCUGACAUGAUUUGUACCGAGUGCCAUAAAGAAUUAAAUAACUAUUACGAGUUUAAAAAGAGAUGUGUUCUAACUUACCAAAAGUUAAAAUCACAUGCCUUAGCUGUAAAACAAAUGGUAACAAAAAAAGGUACCGAUACAAAUGUAAAAGAAGACCAGAAUAAAACACCAAGUGUAUUAGAUCGAGUACAUCUAGACAAUGUGGAACAAAUAUUGCCUGUGAAGGAGUCACAAGACUUUGAAGUAAAUAUAGACCACAAUGGUCUGUCCAAUGUGCCCAAUGAAAAUGUUGAGAAAUCUACAACAGAAGCAACUACAAAUAUAUUGGAGACACCUGAAAAUCAAGAUGUAUCUGAAUUUAUCUCUUCUAUCCUUUUGGAACUUGGUAUUUUAACAAGAAAUGGUGAACACGCUUUAAAGAUGGAUCAAAAUAUUAAAUUAAUAGAAAUAGAAACAGGAGACGAUACAAAAAUGAUUUUAGAGCUUUUGGAAAUUGAUGAGGGGCAACAGAAUGCACCUAAGAAUAAAAUUAGUAGUAAUGAAAUAAAUAUUCAAUCAACGAUUAAAUAUAUCGAGCCUUGCGAUAAUGGCAAGAAUGUGACACCGCCGAAGGACGAGCGCGCGCGGUGUCCGCAGUGCGGGAAGCGCUUCGCCACGCGCGGCGCGCUGCGCAGGCACGCGCGCGUGCACUCCGGGGAGCGCCCCUACGUCUGCACCGUCUGCGCGCGCGCCUUCGCGCAGAGGGAGGUGCUGCGCCGCCACGAGCUCGUGCACGGAGAGGAGAAGCCGUUCAAGUGCGCGCAGUGCGGGAAGGGCUUCACGCAGCGCGGCGCGCUGGCGGCGCACGCGCGCGCGCACGCGGCGCCCGACGCGCGGGCGCUGGCGCUGCACCGCUGCGCGCGCUGCCCCAAGGUGUUCCUGCACGCCUCCGGGCUCAGCCGGCACGCGAUGCAGCACAGCGGCCGCGUGUUCGCGUGCGGAGCGUGCGAGCGGCGCUUCAGCGACAAGAGCUCGCUGCUGCGCCACCUGCGCGCGCGCCACGCGGCGGGCGGCGCGGCGGGCGGCGCGGCGGGC